Messenger RNA from Ostreococcus tauri, 1383 nucleotides. Its product is annotated as Pyridine nucleotide-disulphide oxidoreductase,FAD/NAD(P)-binding domain. Gene Ontology annotation, biological process: photosynthesis; chlorophyll biosynthetic process. The record is from RefSeq and is a predicted model, not a curated record. Gene Ontology annotation, cellular component: chloroplast thylakoid membrane. Gene Ontology annotation, molecular function: oxidoreductase activity, acting on the CH-CH group of donors, NAD or NADP as acceptor; FAD binding. The transcript has 2 exons. The coding region runs from base 1 to 1383 and encodes 460 amino acids. Lineage: Eukaryota; Viridiplantae; Chlorophyta; Mamiellophyceae; Mamiellales; Bathycoccaceae.
AUGUUGAGCGCAAAAUUUCAAGCUUCUCUGAGUGGCAUCAGCCUGGGUCCGAAGCUGAGCGAACCUAAACGCUCGCGGACUGCAAUGCAGGCCGCCUCGCGAGGUUUGGUCUAUGCGUCUGGCGCGCCUCUCACUGAUCGAAAAUUGCGCGUUGCGGUUAUCGGUGGUGGCCCUGCCGGAGCGUGUGCCGCUGAAACCCUCGCCAAGGGAGGUUGCGAAACGUACUUGAUCGAACGCAAAAUGGACAACUGCAAGCCCUGUGGUGGUGCCAUUCCGUUGUGCAUGGUCGGCGAGUUCGAUUUGCCGGAAGAGAUCAUUGAUCGCAAGGUCACGAAGAUGAAGAUGAUUUCGCCGUCGAACCGUGCCGUGGACGUUGGUCAAACUCUGAACGACAAGGAGUACAUCGGUAUGUGUCGCCGGGAAGUCAUGGAUGACUUCUUGCGCAAGCGCGCAAACAGCCUUGGAGCGAACCUCGUCAACGGCUUGUUCAUGAAGAUUGAAGAUCCCGGCCAAGGGAAUGGACCUAUUCUGGUUCAGUACAACGAUUACGAAGAAGAAAGUAAGACUGGCGUUCCGAAAACUCUCGAGGUGGACGUCGUGAUUGGUGCGGAUGGGGCCAACUCGCGAGUGGCCAAGUGCAUCGAUGCCGGCGAAUACGAUUACGCCAUCGCUUUCCAAGAGCGUAUCAAAAUUCCGGAUGAAAAGAUGGAAUACUACAAGGACCUCGCAGAAAUGUACGUUGGUGAUGACGUGUCCCCUGAUUUCUAUGGUUGGGUAUUUCCGAAGUACGACCACGUUGCCGUCGGAACCGGUACCGUCGUGAACAAGACGGCCAUCAAGCAGUAUCAGACCGCCAUGAGAAACAGAGCGGAAGAGAAGUGUGAGGGUGGUAAAAUCAUUCGUGUGGAGGCGCACCCCAUUCCGGAACAUCCGAGACCUAACAGAGUGAAGGGCCGUGUUGCACUGGUUGGUGACGCGGCGGGAUACGUCACCAAGUGCAGUGGUGAAGGCAUCUACUUCGCCGCUAAAUCGGGCCGUAUGGCGGCCGAGGCGGUCGUUGAGCAGUCUAUGAAUGGAACAAAAGAAAUUGACGAGUCUGACCUUCGAGUGUACUUGGACAAGUGGGAUCGCAAGUAUUGGGCAACUUACAAGGUGCUCGACAUUUUGCAAAAGGUCUUCUACCGCUCCAACCCUGCCCGCGAGGCGUUCGUUGAGAUGUGCGCGGAUGAAUAUGUGCAGAAGAUGACUUUUGACUCUUAUCUGUACAAAACCGUGGUUCCUGGAAAUCCGCUCGACGACGCCAAACUUCUUGCAAACACAGUAGCGUCGCUGGUGCGGUCCAACGCUCUUCGAAUCGCCUCCAAAAGUGGGAUCGGCGCCUGA